This is a messenger RNA of Diceros bicornis minor, 1141 nucleotides long. RefSeq names its product WD repeat-containing protein 91-like. NCBI's taxonomy places the organism in Eukaryota, Metazoa, Chordata, Mammalia, Perissodactyla, Rhinocerotidae. The coding region runs from base 1 to 861 and encodes 286 amino acids. The transcript is spliced from 6 exons. Gene Ontology annotation, cellular component: late endosome membrane; early endosome membrane; extrinsic component of endosome membrane. Gene Ontology annotation, molecular function: protein binding; phosphatidylinositol 3-kinase regulator activity. The record is from RefSeq and is a predicted model, not a curated record. Gene Ontology annotation, biological process: early endosome to late endosome transport.
AUGCCAGCUGAUGCCCUGGCCUGGGUUAUGUCUGGGUGUGGUGAAUGGCUGGGCCCAGCGCAGACCGUCACAGCUGACUUGUCCCCACUUUGCUUUGCACAGUGCGUCGAGAAGAAGCCUGAAGCUAGUGGCCCAGAGGGAGAGCCCUGCGCAGAGCUCCACGUGGAGGCCCUGGAGACGCUGACGCGGGCUUCCACAGCAGGCCCUGAGGGCGGAGGGGUCCACCCGGAGCAGCCGUUCAUCGUGCUGGGGCAGGAGGAGUAUGGAGAGCACCACUCCUCCAUCAUGCACUGCAGAGUGGACUGCUCGGGGUGGAGGGUCGCCAGCUUAGAUUUAGACGGGGUCAUCAAAGUGUGGUCCUUCAGCCCCAUCAUGCAGACCAAAGCGUCAUCUGUUUCCAAGUUGCCGCUGCUCUCUCUGGAGUGGGCCACCAAGUGGGACAGGCUGCUCUUGCUGGGCAGUGGUGUGGGGACAGUGCGCCUUUAUGACACGGAAGCCAAGAAGAAUCUCUGUGAAAUCACUGUCAACGACGAUAUGCCCAGAAUCCUGUCUCUCGCCUGCAGCCCCAGCGGGGCCUCUUUCGUCUGUUCAGCUGCAGCUUCGAGCCUCGCUUCUCAGGUGGACUUCUCGGCACCAGACAUCGGCAGCAAGAGCGCUAACCAGGUUCCUGGCAAGCUGCUGCUGUGGAACACGAAAACCAUGAAGCAGCAGCUCCAGUUCUCCCUGGAUCCAGAGCCCAUUGCUAUCAACUGCACAGCCUUCAGUCACCAUGGGAACUUGCUGGCCACAGGGGCGGAUGACGGCGUCAUCCGGCUGUUUGGUAAGCAAGUGUGCUCACAGCAAUCCUGGUCCCCUCCUUAAAUGUCUCAGAGAAGAGAGUUGAAUUUUUGCCAGCUAGACUAGAGGCUGUUGCAAACCCGAUUCAAGAUGCUUACAAUAGAGCUUAACUUUGUCAGGGUCUGGUGUUUCAAGAGCACCCUCUGUAAUCACCUUGCACGUGGUCAGUGUGAGUGGACGCGGGAGGGUGGAGCUUAGCAGUCCUUCAUUCUUGAGCUGUUGCAUCUGAGUCCUCAGGCCUGAGUGAGAGCCAAGAGGACACAUGAGCUGAUGCUGUCCUGUCCUCUCGGUGAGGCUAGUUCAU